Messenger RNA from Cyclopterus lumpus (lumpfish), 2133 nucleotides. It is a transcript of the gene rab20, whose product is annotated as RAB20, member RAS oncogene family. Bases 247 to 1020 code for a protein of 257 amino acids. The record is from RefSeq and is a predicted model, not a curated record. Gene Ontology annotation, biological process: intracellular protein transport. Gene Ontology annotation, cellular component: endomembrane system. The transcript has 2 exons. Lineage: Eukaryota; Metazoa; Chordata; Actinopteri; Perciformes; Cyclopteridae. Gene Ontology annotation, molecular function: GTPase activity; GTP binding.
UCACCCUACUUCCUGUUUCACCUCCGUCACUUUUGGAAGUUCGGAGUCAGACAACAGAUGGAGUUGAGCCAACUCCCGGAUGGUCGCGCGCUCCGCACGUUAACAUGAGUUCAUCAAAUGGCGCUGGUCAGCGGACAUUCGCGACCGAGCCGACGUUAAAUUGACGCGCUAGACCGACUUUCUUUUCUUACGACAGCAGGGAGGAGGAAAAAAAAGAAAAAGAAGCGCCCCCGUCCACUCAGCAACAUGCCCGAAGUGUCGAUGAAGAAGCCCGACGUCAAGGUAGUUCUCCUGGGAGACAUGAACGUGGGCAAGACGUCGCUGCUCCACAGGUACACGGAGAGGAGGUUUAAAGACACCAUCAGCACCGUUGGAGGGGCGUUUUUCCUCAAACAGUGGGGACCUUACAAUAUCUCAAUAUGGGACACUGCUGGUCGCGAACAGUUCCACGGGUUGGGCUCAAUGUACUGCAGAGGUGCCGCCGCUGUCAUCCUCACCUAUGAUGUCACCAACUGGCAGAGCCUGGCUGAGCUGGAGGAGCGCUUCCUGUCCCUGACCGACACGGCUAACCACGACUGCAUUUACGCUCUCGUGGGCAACAAGGCCGAUCUCACGGACCCUAAAGCCCAGCUGUGUCUGGACUCGGGUGUGGCGUCCGAGGAGUGCGACGAGGAGACGACGGAACCACAGGCGCCGUCUGGUUGCCCCACGCCCCCGGCCUCCCCGGCCUCCCUCUCCGGGACGACGGCGCCACACAAACAGGUCACCCUCGAAGAUGCGGCAGCACUCUAUGGGAGAAUACUGCGCUACAAGGGCCUGGAAGAGAAGAGCAGCCUGCCCGCGGAGAAGCUGUGCUUCGAGACGAGUGCCAAGACGGGCUACAACGUGGACACUCUGUUUGAGGCGUUGUUUGAUCUGGUGCUGCCGUCCAUCCUGAGGAAGAGGAACGAGAACCAGGAGUCUCCUACGGUGGACCUGGAGGAGUGCAGGGGGGCCAGCAGCAAGCGGGCCUGCUGCUAGAGGCGGCUCGUUUCUGACGAAGGACAAUCUAGAUGUUGGUCUGCACACACACAACACAACACAUCCUGUGACGGUACUACUUAUUGUUUUUGACCGGGACCCGAUGGCAUUAAUGAUCUCCCCGUUACACAAACACACAUUCUUGAUUCUGUGUGUUCGUAGUGUCCGCUGACAUUUUAAGGAGCUUUGAAACCUCCAGCACGACGACUGAAACCACACUAGUAUCCCAAAAAAUGUGUCUGUGAUGAAAUAACACGCAUAAUAAGUCAAUCACUGCUUUUUGUUUGUGUUUUUUUUGGAUUGAGAAUGUCACAACUUUAACAUCACUAAUUGUUUAUUGUAAUGUAAGGUUUCAAUCAAUCAUGUUUUCUUUCAUGCUCUGUCACUCGUGUGAAUACCGAUCUUUAUAUGUUAUCGGCACAUUUAGAACUUUUCAAUGAGUGUAAAUAGUUGAUGAACCUAUCGAGUUGUUAAGUACGCUGUCAUAAUAAAGUUUUGUUUAUUUUACAGUCUUUCUGCUCCGCCUGAUUAGAUUUAGAUUGUGAGAGUAAAACAACACAAUCAGAAGUAUAACAAACAACAUUUAAUCUUUUACAAUCCAAUUAAAUAAUCAUUGAAAAAUAACAUGAGUUAAUUGUAAGUAUAUGCCCAGCCUAAUCAAACUGUUGAAUUUCAAACCAGCAACUCUAUGUGAAGUAGAAGAUUUGAACUACUUUCUAAAUUGUAUAAAAAAUAUUCAGGAUCAGUGUCCGCAGCGUGGAUUUGCAAAAAGUCAGACCUUUGAUCUGAGCUGUUGACAUUCUGUCCUGUUGGCGGGUCAAUAAUUAGUAGGUUUGUAAAGGAAAAUGAGUGCGACAUGAGUAGAUAUUAGAUAAGACAUGUUUAAACUCCUCUGGACAUGGGUCAAGUUCAUUCAGCUGGUAUAAAUACAAACAGAAUCAGUGCAUUGUGUCAACAAAAUAUAUGAAAAAUAAAGAGUUACAGGCGAUUUUUGCGAUGGUUGAUAAAUGCUUAAAACGGAAGGAAAAGCUGUGAAAAGACUUGUCGUAUUAUAAAUGUUGUAUAUUUUCUUUAAAAGAGCAGUGGAAUAAAAGCAGAAUAAUAUUGUCAAUA